GAUGAAGAGGAGAUGGAAGAAGCAGCCAAUCAGAAGCUUGCUCUCCAGAAGGCCAAAGAAGUAGCUGAAGUCAGCCCUAUGUCUGCUGCCAACAUCUCCAUCGCUGCCAGGCAGCAGAACUCGGCCAAGGCGCGCUCAGUGUGGGAGCAGCGGGCCAGUCAGCUAAGGCUACAGAACCUGCGUGCUAGCUGUGAGGCACUGUACAGCGAGAUGGACCCCGAGGAGCGCCUGCGUUAUGCCAGCACGCGCCAUGUGAGGCCAGACAUGAAGACACACAUGGACCGGCCCCUAGUGGUGGAGCCUGGCCGGGACGGCUUGCGGGGACCUGUGGGGAACAAGGCAAAGCCCGAGGGCACGGAAGCAACUGAAAAUGCAGACCCACCACGCAGACACCACCGGCACCGUGAUAGAGACAAGACCUCAGCCACGGCCCCUGCUGGCGGUGACCAGGACAGAACAGACUGUCCAAAGACGGAAAACACCGAGGCUGGGGCCCGGGAGGAACGUCCACGCCCUCGUCGCAGUCACAGCAAGGAGGCUGCAGGGGCUGAAGUGCAAGCCCGCAGUGAGCGCAGUGAGCGCAACAGGCGUCCCCCCCGCCGCGGCUCCCCGGAGGAGGAGGCCACUGAACGCGAGCCCCGGCGCCACCGUGCUCACCGGCAUGCACAGGAAUCAGGCAAAGAAGGCACUGCACCUGUGCUCGCACCCAAGGGCGAGCGACGCCCACGACAUCGAGGCCCUCGCACGGGCCCCCGUGAGGCAGAGAACAGCGAAGAGCCCACACGCCGGCACCGUGCAAGGCAUAAGGGACCACCAACACUUGAGCCCCCGGAGAGGGAGGCUGCAGAGAAGGAGAGCAAUGUCGCAGAAGGGGAUAAGGAAACCCGAAACCAUCAGCCCAAGGAACCUCACUGCGAUCUGGAGACCAUUGCAGUCACAGGUGUGGGCCCUCUGCACAUGCUGCCCAGCACCUGUCUCCAGAAAGUGGAAGAACAACCAGAAGAUGCGGACAACCAGCGUAAUGUCACCCGGAUGGGCAGUCAGCCUUCAGACCCCAGCACCACUGUGCAUGUCCCAGUGACACUGACAGGCCCUCCCGGGGAGACCACUGUAGUUCCCAGUGGUAAUGUGGACCUGGAAGGCCAAGCAGAGGGCAAGAAGGAGGCAGAGGCUGACGAUGUGCUGAGAAGAGGCCCCCGGCCCAUCGUUCCAUACAGCUCCAUGUUCUGUCUCAGCCCCACCAACCUGCUCCGUCGCUUCUGUCAUUACAUUGUGACCAUGCGGUACUUUGAGAUGGUGAUUCUUGUGGUCAUUGCCCUGAGCAGCAUUGCCCUGGCUGCUGAGGAUCCUGUGCGAACUGAUUCAUCCCGGAACAAUGCUUUAAAGUACAUGGAUUACAUCUUUACAGGCGUCUUCACCUUUGAAAUGGUCAUAAAGAUGAUAGACUUGGGACUGCUGCUGCACCCUGGAGCCUACUUCCGAGACUUGUGGAAUAUUCUGGACUUCAUUGUUGUCAGUGGAGCCCUGGUGGCAUUUGCUUUCUCAGGAUCCAAAGGGAAAGACAUCAAUACCAUCAAGUCCCUGAGAGUCCUGCGUGUCCUGCGGCCCCUCAAGACCAUCAAACGGCUACCUAAGCUCAAGGCUGUGUUUGACUGUGUGGUGAACUCCCUGAAGAACGUCUUGAACAUCUUGAUUGUCUACAUGCUCUUCAUGUUCAUAUUUGCUGUCAUUGCCGUACAGCUCUUCAAGGGGAAGUUUUUUUACUGCACCGAUGAAUCCAAGGAGCUGGAGAGGGACUGCAGGGGCCAGUAUUUGGAUUAUGAGAAGGAAGAAGUAGAAGCUCAACCAAGGCAGUGGAAGAAAUAUGACUUCCACUAUGACAAUGUGCUCUGGGCCCUGUUGACGCUGUUCACGGUGUCCACAGGAGAGGGGUGGCCCAUGGUGCUGAAACACUCUGUGGACGCCACCUAUGAGGAGCAGGGGCCAAGCCCCGGGUUCCGGAUGGAGCUUUCCAUCUUCUAUGUGGUCUACUUUGUGGUCUUCCCUUUUUUCUUUGUCAACAUCUUUGUGGCCUUGAUCAUUAUCACCUUCCAGGAACAGGGGGACAAGGUGAUGUCUGAAUGCAGCCUGGAAAAGAAUGAGAGGGCUUGCAUUGACUUUGCCAUCAGUGCCAAACCCCUGACACGAUACAUGCCCCAAAACAAGCAGUCAUUCCAGUAUAAGACGUGGACAUUUGUGGUCUCUCCGCCCUUUGAGUACUUCAUUAUGGCCAUGAUAGCCCUCAACACAGUGGUGCUGAUGAUGAAGUUCUAUGAUGCACCGUAUGAGUACGAGCUGAUGCUGAAAUGCCUGAAUAUUGUCUUCACAUCCAUGUUCUCUAUGGAAUGCAUAUUGAAGAUCAUCGCCUUUGGGGUUCUGAACUACUUCAGAGAUGCCUGGAAUGUCUUUGACUUUGUCACUGUGUUGGGAAGUAUUACUGAUAUUUUAGUAACAGAGAUUGCGGAAACGAACAACUUCAUCAACUUGAGCUUCCUCCGCCUCUUCCGGGCAGCACGGCUGAUCAAGCUGCUUCGCCAGGGCUACACCAUCCGCAUCCUGCUUUGGACCUUCGUCCAGUCCUUUAAGGCGCUGCCCUACGUGUGCCUCCUCAUUGCCAUGCUGUUCUUCAUCUACGCCAUCAUCGGCAUGCAGGUUUUUGGAAACAUUGCCCUUGAUGAUGACACCAGUAUCAACCGACACAACAACUUCCGGACAUUUCUACAAGCCUUAAUGCUGUUGUUCAGGAGUGCUACUGGGGAGGCCUGGCAUGAGAUCAUGCUGUCUUGUCUGGGCAACCGGGCCUGCGACCCAUACGCCAACGCCAGUGAAUGUGGGAGCGACUUUGCCUACUUUUAUUUUGUCUCCUUCAUCUUCCUUUGUUCCUUUCUGAUGCUGAACCUCUUUGUUGCUGUGAUCAUGGACAAUUUUGAGUACCUCACGCGGGACUCUUCCAUCCUAGGGCCUCACCACCUAGACGAAUUCAUUCGAGUCUGGGCUGAAUACGACCCAGCUGCGUGUGGGCGCAUCAGUUACAAUGACAUGUUUGAGAUGCUGAAACACAUGUCCCCACCUCUGGGGUUGGGGAAGAAAUGCCCGGCUCGAGUUGCAUACAAGCGCCUGGUUCGCAUGAACAUGCCCAUAUCCAAUGAGGACAUGACGGUGCACUUUACCUCCACACUGAUGGCCCUCAUCCGGACAGCACUGGAGAUCAAGCUUGCCCCAGCAGGGACAAAGCAGCACCAGUGUGAUGCUGAGCUGAGAAAGGAGAUAUCAUCUGUGUGGGCUAAUCUGCCCCAGAAGACUCUGGACUUGCUCGUACCACCCCACAAACCUGAUGAGAUGACAGUGGGGAAAGUCUAUGCAGCUCUGAUGAUAUUUGACUUCUACAAACAGAACAAAACCACCCGAGAUCAGAUUCACCAAGCUCCUGGAGGCCUGUCCCAGAUGGGUCCUGUGUCCCUGUUCCACCCUCUGAAGGCCACCCUGGAGCAGACCCAACCCGCUGUACUUCGAGGAGCUCGGGUUUUCCUUCGGCAGAAGAGUGCCACUUCCCUCAGCAAUGGUGGUGCCAUACAAACCCAGGAAAGCGGCAUCAAGGAGUCACUGUCCUGGGGCACACAGAGGACCCAGGAUGCACUUUAUGAGGCCAGAGCACCCCUAGAACGUGGCCAUUCUGCAGAGAUCCCUGUGGGGCAGCCAGGAAAACUGGCUGUGGAUGUUCAGAUGCAGAACAUGACGUUGAGAGGUCCUGAUGGGGAGCCCCAGCCUGGUCUGGAGAGCCAAGGCCGAGCUGCCUCUAUGCCACGCCUGGCGGCAGAAACACAGCCUGCCCCUGAUGCCAGCCCCAUGAAGCGCUCCAUCUCCACCCUGGCUCCACGCCCUCACGGGACUCAUCUUUGCAACACAGUCCUGGACCGGCCUCCCCCUAGCCAGACAUCACAUCACCACCAUCACCGCUGCCACCGGCGCAGGGAAAAGAAGCAGAGGUCCCUGGAAAAGGGGCCCAGCCUGUCUGUUGACACAGAAGGUGCACCAAGCAGUGCUACAGGGUCUGGCCUGCCCCAAGGAGAAGGAUCCACAGGCUGCCGACGGGAGCGCAAGCAGGAGCGAGGAAGGUCCCAGGAGCGGAGGCAGCCUUCGUCCUCUUCUUCAGACAAGCAGCGCUUCUAUUCCUGUGACCGCUUUGGGAGUCGGGAGCCCCCACAACUCAAGCCCUCCCUCAGUAGCCACCCCACAUCUCCAACUGCGGCACUAGAGCCAGGACCGCACCCACAGGGCAGUGGUUCUGUUAAUGGGAGCCCUUUGAUGUCAACAUCUGGUGCUAGCACCCCGGGCCGAGGUGUCCACUUUGCUGGGGGUCAGAGUGGCCUCCCAGCAUUCUCCCCUGGCCGUCUCAGCCGCGGCCUUUCUGAACACAAUGCCCUGCUCCAGAAAGAGCCCCUGAGCCAACCUCUAGCGCCUGGCUCUCGCAUUGGCUCUGACCCUUACCUAGGGCAGCGUCUGGACAGUGAGGCCUCUGCCCACACCCUGCCUGAGGAUACACUCACCUUUGAAGAGGCAGUGGCUACCAACUCUGGCCGCUCCUCCAGGACUUCCUACGUGUCCUCCCUCACCUCCCAAUCCCACCCUCUCCGGCGUGUGCCCAAUGGCUACCACUGCACUUUGGGACUCAGCACCGGCGUCCGGGCGCGGCACAGCUACCACCACCCAGACCAGGACCACUGGUGCUAGCUGCACCAUGACCACCCAUGCACCAGCUCUGUGGGUGCGGGUUCCAGUUGAUGAGUUUUAUCAUCCGCUCUGGGCUGUGGAGCCACAGCCCUGGGAGGAGGGUCCUCACAUCGUGGCCUCUGUGGUGGAGGCUCCUGCUUCUCUCCCUCCCUCCCUUUUACACUGGAUGGACUAAUAAAGCCCUUCUUAGAGGGAUAUGGUUCUGUCUAUCCUCCUGUGUACUGCCUUCCUGGGUUCCAUGCCAGAUGUUGGAUCCUAAGCAGGAGGUAGCUGAGUUGAGAUGGACCCAGCAAAUCCAAAUCCUAUGUCAUGGCCUCCAGCAUUCAGGGUGGGUACUUGGGACUUUCUUAGGAGGUCUGAGUCUCAUGAAGAGUAUUGUUUGUCCGAAUGUGUGUCAUGGAGGAUAGGGUGCACCUGAAAGCAAGGAAAGGAGUCCAACUGUGGCCUGGCAGCACCUGGCAGCAUCAGUCAUCUCAUGUCUAUUGUUGGUCUUAGAGUCAAACAGCACAUGUAUGUAGAGAUGCACUCAAGGCCCCGCCUUUCACCUUACUGUCACCAUAAUAGGGACCAAAUCUGGAGAAUGUUUAUGCUAUUGACUCUGGUUUUCAGUUACAACACCUUUCACUGUUUGUCAUUUCUAUAUAGUUGAUCUAGAAAAGCAGAAAACAAAACAGGGAAGGAAAUGUUCAUGUAACUUAAAAAAAAAUCAACAUGUAGGAAGGUCUCUGUUUUGCACUGUUUCUGUGACUUGUGUGUGAUGUUCCUGUAUGGAUUCUACCCUGCCCCGGAAGUCCCCAAUGCCCCUGGCUCCUCUGCUCAACCAAGUGCCUGAUCUCUGGCUCUGAGCUUCAUGUAUGAGGUGAACUAUCAAGUGGAUUGGGUGGGAACUGCUCAGAGCCACACUGGGGCUUGUGUCGUAGGGAACACUGACAAUGUCCAGCAGCAUGGCAGAGAAGCAGCCCUUGCGCCCAUGCACCUCCCCUGAGUGAUGGGUUCCGAAGAAGAAGCCACAGAGUAGCAGAGUGUGUGCUUGCAUGAGGCAUUUUCAAUCUGUUUUUUUAAUCUGAUUCUCAGGGACGGGAUGCCUGCCAAGUAGGGUAUCAUCUCUAUUGUGUUAAACAAACAAACAAACAAACAAGCAAACUAGUUUUCCCUGAAUGCUGAAGAGCGCUAAGCGCUAAUGAAGAGGGGAAUAGGGCAGGAGGGAGAUACCCUCGCUGGCAGCAUAACAAGAAACAGGCAGGAAGGAAACAGGUCCUGGAAUGAGUCUGGGUGUCUAAAGCCUAGUAGGGUUCCUGACCCCAGAUCCUGGGAGGCAGCAGUCAUGGCUACUUUGCAAAGGGAAAACCCAUACCCAGGAAGGUGUGUGGUGUGCACAGAUGGCUAGGAGGCCACUAGAGGAAGGUUGCUCAUAGGCAGGCAGGCACUCCUCGGGUGUGUUCUCUGUGUUUUGAAAUUUCUGAUGACUUUUUUGUGGGAUUGUUGGCUUCUAUCCCCAUGU
Molecule: messenger RNA, 6271 nt
Organism: Cricetulus griseus (Chinese hamster)
Lineage: Eukaryota; Metazoa; Chordata; Mammalia; Rodentia; Cricetidae
Source: RefSeq, a predicted model, not a curated record